Messenger RNA from Aspergillus fumigatus Af293, 3189 nucleotides. Its product is annotated as von Willebrand domain protein. The transcript has a single exon. Lineage: Eukaryota; Fungi; Ascomycota; Eurotiomycetes; Eurotiales; Aspergillaceae. The record is from RefSeq and is a predicted model, not a curated record. Bases 1 to 3189 code for a protein of 1062 amino acids.
AUGGACGUUCUUGAUCGGCUCCAGUCUGGUCUCUUCUUCAGGCCCGAUGUCGCCGACAUAACUUCGACCGUCAUCCAGCCUUACAUUUUGUCCAACCAAGUCCAACCCACAAGCCAUUACCAGAAGAAUGCUUCGUCCAGCAUCCCGGCUGCAACUCUCACUUCGAUACAUAGUUCUACUCCUGAAGUUUCACUCCCGUUGCUGAGCGUCUCGGCCGACGUGGACAUCCAUGGGAGGCUCUGUACUACGAAAGUGACACAGCAGUUCAGUAAUGCUUCCUCCUCGACCACACAAAAUGCAAGAUACGUCUUUCCUAUCUAUGAUGGAUCGGUUGUUACUUCAUUUCGCUGCUGGAUCGGCAACGACAGGCUUCUUGAGGGAGUUGUGAAAGCCAAGGAAGCGGCUAGAGCAGAAUUUAAACAUGCUGUGUCCCAACGCAAGGUUGCCGUACUGGUUGAAGAGCUGGUGCCGGAGAUUUUCGAGACGAGCGUGGGAAAUAUCCCUGCACAAACCACAGUCAAGAUUGAGAUCACGUACACCAAUCUCCUCAAGGUGGAUAACAGUACUGGUGGACUGGUGCUUACGAUCCCAACAUCGAUCGCACCGCGAUACGGAGCCGUGCCGAAAGGAUACAGCGGAAAUGAGUCGCUUCUCACAGAGGGCCUGAGAAUUAACGUGCAAGCAUCGAUGCCGACAGCCAUUCGCAAGAUGGAGUCGCGAUCACACCCCAUAUCUGUCGAGAUGGGAGCAGUUUCCCACAAACGCUUUACAGAUUUCGCAGCAAGUGCAUCUUCAGACACACUGGAUUACUCCAAGGGCCGCGCGACGCUAUCAGACAGAAAGGCCGUCCUUGGCCAAGACUUUGUCUUGCACAUUUUGUGUAGCUCUCGCGAAUUUUCGCGGUCACAAGCUAUUGCGGCGUCGCAGCCUGGCCAACCCCGCCUCUCCACGAUUGCCGUCACCUUGCACCCCAGCGAUCUGUUUGGUCAAAAUGUUCAUAUGGAGGAUUUUGUCGGCGAAAUUAUCUUCAUGGCGGAUAGAUCAGGGUCAAUGAGUUCAAAGAUCCCCUCUCUCAUCAAUGUAAUGAAUAUUUUCCUGCGAAGCCUCCCUGAAGCAUGCUCGUUCAACAUCGCCUCCUUUGGUUCCCAAGUUACCUGGCUGUGGCCUUCCUCUAUGAGAUACAGCCAAACAAACUUGAAUGUCGCCGCGAAGCAUGUCGAAUCAUUCCAAGCAAACUAUGGCGGGACCGAAAUCUAUGACGCUCUGCACAGUGUUCUGGAUCACUACAAUGAGCGGAAUGACGUGCCAACCAAUGUGAUCUUGUUAACUGACGGUGAGGUCUGGGAUGUAGACAAUGUGAUACAGCUGGUGCACAGAACGGCCUCAAACGGUAAUUCAAACAUCAGGUUCUUUUCUUUGGGAAUUGGUGAUCAAGUCUCUCAUCGCUUGGUCGAGGGUAUCGGGCAGCAAGGGGGCGGUUAUGCAGAGGUCGUGCCAGAGUCCUCGAUGGGUUCAUGGCAGGAAAGAGUAAUACAAAUGCUGAAGGCAGCAUUGACACCAUCUCGCCUUCAGUGCAAUGUUGAUCUUGGCGAGGAACUUGCCAGGAAGACAUCUGAGAGGCAGAUUGCCGGAUAUACUGUGCAAUACCCUCAGUGGGUUCAGGCUCCUCACCAGAUCCCUGUGCUGAGUACCUUUUCGCAUUUAUCUCUCUACUACAUUGUGGAGAGCGGAUUGGACUCACUGCCAAAAACAAUCAAUAUCACUACAACGAAUGAGAGAGGAGAGAAGCUCUCGGCGCAGCUGCCAAUCCAGACAGUCGCUGAACAACCAGCCAUUCACCAUCUGGCGGCGAAAGCACUGAUGAAUGACUUUGAAACCGGUCAAAGCUGGCUGCAUUCACUUAACCCAAUCCUCAAGUCCACUAACCCAACAGGAUUCGAAAAGGUUCUAGAGCAGGAAGCACAGCAUGUCGGGCAGACGUGGUCGAUACCCAGCAAGUGGACGAGCUAUGUGGCUAUUGAUCGUACCACGGCCCAGCAACAUGCGAUAUCGGUCCAUAAAGCGGAUGCUAUCGAAUUUUCGCAAUUGACCAGGCCACGACAUACCUCUAUCUUUCCGGACCCGCGUAUAAGUAAUAAGGGAGACCCUUUUGCCCGGGGAUGUCUGCUCAGUUAUCCUCGCCGCGAAUUCCUUGCCUCCACUUCAAGGUUAUCCGGGGAAGAUACGCAGCCUCUUUCGCCGUCUGCACCACCGGCGGCUGGGCCUUAUGCUUUAGAUACCUUUUUUGAGCCCACAUAUGCCGCGAGUCCAAGCUCGUUCUUGGCGGGAUUUGACUACCACCAUAACCAGCCAAGUCAAUAUCAGGGCCAGCCCCCAGCUUCACCGGUGACGUCCCAAACUGCGGAGGUAUGGCCACGCUCAAGGAAUGCAAGCGUAGCUUCGUCCCUCUUGACCCAAUCGAGAGGCAGGGUCGAUAAAACAGCUGCGGCCUAUAAUGAUCCCGGCGAGGGUAAAGAUAUAGACAUGCACGAUGCGUGCCCCGUAUCGCGCGUGGAUAGCGAUGAGGCUAUUGCUGCUGCACCUCGCGAAUCCUCCGAGCGAGGCCGAGCUACACGCUAUGUCAGGCCCCGCAGCUCUAGCCCAGAUGAUGAGGCCGAAGUCCACUAUCAUCUUUCCAAAGCUCACUCACUAAAUAAUACGACCCGGAGUGGCAGCCGCCAAACCCGAUUUUGCAGACCUCAGACUCCGGACAGCGACGCUUGCGAUGCUGAACACCCGAGGCCAUCAGAUUUUCCUUCCUUGGACACAAUUCUCUGCAUGCAGCGGGCGGACGGCAGAUUUUACGUUAUCAGCGGUUCCUUGAGAAUCGCCCUGAAACAGAAAUAUGAGCACGAGGCGCUUCACAAGUUCCUCAUCUCCAGGUUCUGCCGAAAGUCAUCGAUCAGGGUGGGGCCUCUCUGUCAAUUGGCCUACUGUGUUUGUCUCAUUGUUCAUAUUACUCAUGAGUAUGCUUCUUCGAAGGCGCUCUGGGAGCUCCAGGUGGCAAAGGCACGGCAAUGGAUCAAGCGGACGAUCAAGCGAUGGAUGAAGGAGAGUGGUGAUUCGGAGGAAACACCAGAGACAUCACUGGAGGAAUCUGCAGAUUCUAUGCUCGAGGAGAUGGAGAAACUAGUCUUGCAGCAGGGCUGA